AUGCACGAGUACUGUGAGCUCCCUGGAUGUAGAGCUGUCCUGAGCUACGAAGAAGGAUCUAACAUAAUGAUACCGACUACUCUGAAGUUAUCAAAGCUUCGCAGCAGAGUGAUUUUAAUGCGUUCAUUUAACAAAGUUGUCAAGCUCCAUCAUGAACACUUUGCUCUUGCUGGAAAGUUUUCCUCGAAGAACUUCCAAAUCUAUCAAGAUGACUCCAUCAAGCUUGAUGGUCUGGCCGAGGGCGCGAUAGUGGAGUACAGUGAAGCUGCCGGGGACCUUGACUAUCGCCAAUUUGUUCAUAUGGUUGUAGAGGAGGUAUUUCAUGGUCAGAAGCUACCAUUUGAUCUGACCGAGUGGCUAAGGAUCAUCUCCCAGGGAGUGAACGCGUGUCAUGGCAGCCUGCUCUGCAGCCAUAUUGACCUGAUGGAGCCAUAUCAAGGAUACGGAAACUUUAUCUCAUUGUUUCAGCUAUUCUGGAAAGUCAAAGAUACCACUGGUGGAGAAGAUCUGCUAAACUCUCUGGGACAUUACAGGGGAUGGAAAUCUAAGGGCCUGCAAUGUUCAUUUCUUCACGAUACAUUGACCUACGAGGAUGAAGCUGGCCAUAGAUUUGAAUAUGAAGAUGACAUCAGAGGACUUCUGAGAUUAUUGAUGAACUCCUUCCAUCACUCGGCAAAAAGCCACUGCAGGCUCGCUAUCUAUCUGAUUAUGAAUGAGUCCCGCAGGUUGCUGUCUGAUCUUCAAAGGGCACUGCACCAGGGUGGUUACCUUAGUCACCUGUCUGUGAAUUACAGUAUGUGA
This is a messenger RNA of Triticum urartu, 801 nucleotides long. RefSeq lists its product as uncharacterized. Lineage: Eukaryota; Viridiplantae; Streptophyta; Magnoliopsida; Poales; Poaceae. The record is from RefSeq and is a predicted model, not a curated record.